CCCAACCCGCACGUCACGUAAAACAACGCAUAGAGCAAUCGAUUCUUUUUGUUCGAAGUAAUCUUUUUUUCCCCCUUGAAUUCCACCGAACCCAUUUUCUGUGAUUCCCCAAAACAUCAAAUUCUAUGUCCAAAAUCCGUGCUUUUCCUUGUCGGGAGUAGCUCGUGACGCUUAGAAGGACAGCGAUGGGAUCGGCCGCGGUUGCGAGUUCUUCCCUACGGACCGAUGUGGCGAUCUCGGCUCUGCGUCAGAAGCACGAAUUGGAGCUGGAGAAUCUGACGCUGACAACACAACCCUUGAAUACAUCGAAGUUCUUUGUUCUCGCUAUUGUUCAGUACAUCCGGCAAUCAAUAUCGUAUCUUUUGGCCCAUGGGGGUUUGUUCAUGCUUUUAAGUACUUUGGUAGCGGCAUUUGGCGUCUUGCUUGUGAUGGUCGAUGGACCUCAUGGAAAGCACGUUGAAGAACUAUCAGAGUACAUCCGAUUUGGGUUAUGGUGGAUAGCUCUUGGGGUUGCAUCUUCAAUUGGACUUGGAUCUGGCCUCCACACAUUCGUUCUCUAUCUGGGUCCCCAUAUUGCCUUGUUCACCAUAAAGGCAACACAAUGUGGCCGAGUUGAUCUAAAGUCCGCACCAUAUGAUACAAUACAAUUGAAGCGAGGUCCUUCAUGGCUUGAUAAACCUUGUUCUGAAUUUGGGCCUCCAUUAAUUACAUCAGCUCCCGGACAUCGUUUGCCCCUUACCACCAUAUUGCCUCAGGUCCAAUUAGAGGCAAUUCUAUGGGGUGUUGGGACUGCUCUAGGGGAGCUUCCUCCUUAUUUUAUCUCGAGGGCAGCAAGUCUUUCUGGGAGCAGAGUGGAUGGCAUGGAAGAAUUAGAUUCUUCCUCAGCUGAGGAUAGUGGAUUUAUGGCUAACCUUCUGAACCGCAUAAAGCGAUGGCUUUUGUCUCACUCUCAACACUUGAGUUUCUUUACCAUCCUGGUUCUCGCCUCGGUCCCGAAUCCUCUCUUUGACCUCGCUGGAAUAAUGUGUGGACAAUUCGGGAUUCCUUUCUGGGAAUUUUUUCUGGCAACUCUAAUGGGUAAGGCAAUCAUCAAAACUCACAUACAGACAAUUUUUAUCAUCUGCGUGUGUAAUAAUCAGCUUCUCGACUGGAUGGAGAACGAGUUGAUUUGGGUGCUUAGCCAUGUGCCUGGUUUGGCCUCUCUUCUGCCUGAUCUGACAGCCAAACUUCACAGCAUGAAAGCUAAGUACCUUGACACUCCACCUCCUGUUCCUUCCCAUGUCAAGGUCAAGAACUGGGAUUUCUCGUUUGCAUCAAUGUGGAACGGGAUCGUAUGGCUAAUGCUCCUAAACUUCUUCGUCAAGAUCGUGACAGCAACUGCCCAGAGACACCUGAAGAAGCAACAGGAGAAGGAGUUGGCCGCCCUGACUCAUUCAGAUUAAGAAAAUCCCACAAAGAAAGAUCAGGAGAAUCACAUUCUUCCCUGUUUUCCAAUGAAAAGAAUACCCGAGGAAAACCCGAGAGAGGAAUAACGAAAACGUCUUUGGCUUCCUCGCCCCGUCGAAGCAUUGUUAGCAGAUAGGGAAAGCAAGAGAGAAACUGUCUGGAUUGAUGGAUCAAUCCAGGGUUUGAUCAAUGCAUAGGAAAUAGGGAGGAUCUGGGAAUCGAGGAGAGGUUUGUUUUUGGAUCCUGUGAUUCUGGACAAGUUUGGAUAAAGAAAGAAAGAAGAAGAUAUUCCUUUUGUUGAACUUGUUAUUCUUAUUCUUUUGCAAAUGCAAAAGGACAACGUUCGUCUCUUGUUAUCGUUGUUGUGAUUUUACC
This is a messenger RNA of Tarenaya hassleriana, 1821 nucleotides long. Its product is annotated as vacuole membrane protein KMS1-like. Lineage: Eukaryota; Viridiplantae; Streptophyta; Magnoliopsida; Brassicales; Cleomaceae. The transcript is spliced from 8 exons. The record is from RefSeq and is a predicted model, not a curated record. The coding region runs from base 186 to 1442 and encodes 418 amino acids.